Molecule: messenger RNA, 2639 nt
Organism: Gastrolobium bilobum
Lineage: Eukaryota; Viridiplantae; Streptophyta; Magnoliopsida; Fabales; Fabaceae
Product: calcium sensing receptor, chloroplastic
Exons: 13
Coding region: 402-2294 (630 amino acids)
Biological process (GO): regulation of stomatal closure; cellular response to calcium ion; de-etiolation
Source: RefSeq, a predicted model, not a curated record
AAGCACACAAGCAAAGGUGAGUGGUGGCUUUGUUCCAUAAUAUCAAAAUAGAUUAGAUUAAUUAUGUCUGUUAAUUUCGAUCGGAGAUUAAUUCACCUUUUGCAUGGCAUUCUUAAGCUCAAAAUUGAUAAUGGCAUUUUAGAUUGACAAGCAAUUUGUGUUUAUUUUUUUCAUUUCAGUCCAUCUAGUAGAGUAGAGUAGAGUGAGAGAAUCAAGGAACUCAACUUUGAAUUUGAAGUAUAACAACACUUAAUUUUCAGAAUUCUUAUUCACUCAUUUGUUUUGUAAAAUAAAAAAAUAAAAAAAAGAUUAUGUAUGUUUAUAAAUGCGUGUAUUGAUUUUAAGAAGAACCUGAUAUGUUUGAUUGACGUGUUUAGUGAUCAUUCAUCGUCAUCAUCAGCAUGAGAAUGUUGCCUGUUUGCUCAGCCACCCCGAGCUAUUCCUCAUCUUCUUCCCAGAUUCCCUUGUUUGGGGGAUUGCACCCCCUUUACCCAACUCGAAAGGAUCUUGAGAGCAGAUGUGUGGCAGAAGAAGGUUUACAUCUGGGUUUGCAACAUGGAACUCACUCCCUGAGAAAUUCAUUUAAAGCACAAGCUACAAAGGCUGUUUCACUCUCACCAGUGACAACAGAUUCGUAUCAUUCACUGAGUAAUGGAGAACUCAGAUGCACAGAAAGUUAUAAUUUAUCUAUUGUGCCAGAGGAAUUGGUGGACUUUGCAGAACAGUCAACUGAAGGAUCUAAUACAUUAGUGGCACCAGCACAACCAGGAACACUGUCUAGUACUGAUAUAAUACCAGAGAAAUUUGCACCUGUACCUAGUUCAGUUAACGUGGACGAUGAAUCGUUAGCCAGUACAAAAGCAAGUGUCGGUGACGUUUUUGCUGGGGUCAAUGAGUCAUUCAAUGCCUCAAUUAAUAAAGGAGAAAAUGCUUUACGAAGCUCACUGGAUACAGCCACUUCUUUUAUAGAUUCUAUAGUAAAAAAUGCUACUAAAUCUGCAGAUAAUGCUUUCGGUAAGGCAUUUUCUGCUGUUGAUCAGACAGGAGAAUUAGCAAAUAAGAAAUUUACUAGCUUUUCCAGUGAGCUAAGUGGAAUGACAAAUAAAGCACCUGCUGCGGCUAUUGAUGUGUUGCGCCACACAAUCAUAACAGUAGAGAGUUCUCUAGCAAGUGGGGUUUCAUAUGUUGUCUACCUAUAUGGGUCAGCCAAGGAGCUCCUUCCUGCUGGGAUUAGGGAUACAGUCAAUGUAUAUGAAGAUAAAGCAACAGAAAUCUUGAGUCCUAUAGGGUCUGCAUCUCAAAAGAUAUACAUGUCUGUAUAUUCAUUGGAGAAAAGUCUUGGCUUGGACCCAAAUGAACCAAUCAUUCCGUUUGUUGUUUUUUUGGGCUCUUCAGCUACGUUCUGGGCUAUUUAUUGGCUGUGGACAUAUGGAGGUUACUCAGGAGAUCUAUCCCCUAAAUCAGCUUUGGAGCUUUUAGCUGGGGACACAAAUGCUGCACUUAUAGAUGUUCGCACUGAGGAUUUACGAGAAAAAGAUGGUAUUCCUGAUCUUCGACGGUCUGCUCGGUUUCGAUAUGCAUGUAUAACUCCACUUGAGGUUGAUGGCUCAAUGCGCAAGUUGUUGCAGAGUGGUAGAGACCUCGAUGACUCCUUGAUCGCUGUUAUCAUUCGAAAUUUGAAGAUUGUUAAGGACAGUUCCAGGGUUAUAGUGUUGGAUGCUGAUGGUACUCGUUCUAAAGGCAUUGCAAGAUCCUUGAGGAAAAUUGGCAUCAAGAAUCCAUACUUGGUUCAAGGUGGCUUUCAGUCUUGGAUGAAACAAGGUCUCCGCAUCAAGGAACUCAAACCUGAGACAGCACUUUCCAUACUCAAUGAGGAAGCUGAAGCAAUUCUGGAGGAUGUUAGUCCUUCUCCUUUGCAACUUUUAGGUUAUGGUACGGUACUUAUUGCAGGUUUGUAUGCAUUAUCAGAGUGGGAGAAGACAUUACAGUUAAUUGGUGCAUUUGGCCUUAGUUUGACCAUCUAUCUCCGGGUUUCUUCAUAUGAAGACUCAGAAGACCUGAAUCAAGAUGUGAGGUUGUUGCUUGCUCCUGUUAAACUUGGAGCUCAAGCAUUUUCAUGGGCUGCUGGUAAAUUGGAAUCAAAUCGCAUAGGGCUACCUACGUCACCUUCAUCGUUAGAUGUUCAGAGCAGGGUGUUGCAGGCUGCUGCUAAACAUGAAUCCCAACCAUCUGAUAGUGAAGUUAACCAAGAUCCAGUUCCUGAAUCGACAGUUCCUCUCAAUCAGAAUGUGUGAUAUUAUUCCAGACUGUCUCAUGUGCUAACAUAAAAAGCAGAACUGAGAAUAGCAUGGUCAUAGCAAGUUAACUUACAUGACUGAAAAGUUUGCAAGUUGACAUGAUCCAAACUUUUCGAUAAACUAUGCUGCCUCAAAACUUUACUCUGCCUUGUUUGUAGGGAUUUCCAAAAAUAUAGAAAAAAGGUUUUACAAGGAUGAUUAUAAUGCCACAAGUUGCAUGCAUGGCACAAGUGGUAGCACAAUUUCCAUAGUCAAAAUAAUAAGAAUGUAAUUAUUAAAUAAAUAAUUGUUAUUUGCGUGAAAUAGUGCCAAUCAGGAGGUGUUAGCAAGGGUGAUUAGAAG